AUGCUAGCACUCAUGAAGGCAGACGGUGCACCCGGAGUCGAAGGGAGCCAGUUAUCCCCAGCUGGAGAUGCCAAAACACAACUAGCGCAUGCUCAUUGUGUUGGAGCUUCAGAGCCCAUGAAGAUUUUUCUCUACCUGCAGUGUCACAUCCGUGCUGCAUCCCCAUGUCUAAAGAGAACAGGAUUUUCUAUCUCAGCCAGAAAUUGCUACUUAGUACACACCUGCACAGAGCUGUCUGCAGCAGUCUUGGGCUCUGUGGACCAGAUCCGCAUCAAGCCAGGGGCCAAGGCGCUCUACCUCAGGGCUGCCUUGGGUACCACGCUCUCCCAUGUCUCUGACAUCAUAGGCCAACAGGGUCUGGUCUGUGCAGUUGAGUUUUCCCACUGCCCCGGCUGUGACCUCAUUAAUUUGGCCAAGAAGAGAACCAACAUUAUUCCUGUCAUUGAAGAUGCUCAGCACUCACACAAAUACCACAAACUCAUUGCAAUGGUGGAUGUGAUCUUUGCCGACAUGGCCCAGCCAGACCAGACCCAGAUUGUAGCCCUGAAUGCCCACACCUUCCUAUGUGAUGGAGGACACUUUGUGAUUUCCAUUAAGCACAAUUGCAUUGACUUCACAGCCUCUCCCGAGGCCAUAUUUGUCUCUGGUAAAAAGAUGCAACAGGAGACAAUGAAGCCCCAGGAGCAGUUGACUUUAGAGCAAUAUGAAAAAGACCACCCUGUGGUCAUAGGUGUGUACAAGCCACACCCCAAUGUGAGCUGA
Molecule: messenger RNA, 762 nt
Organism: Orcinus orca (killer whale)
Lineage: Eukaryota; Metazoa; Chordata; Mammalia; Artiodactyla; Delphinidae
Product: rRNA 2'-O-methyltransferase fibrillarin-like
Biological process (GO): box C/D sno(s)RNA 3'-end processing; rRNA methylation
Cellular component (GO): box C/D methylation guide snoRNP complex; small-subunit processome; nucleolus
Molecular function (GO): RNA binding; rRNA methyltransferase activity; histone H2AQ104 methyltransferase activity
Source: RefSeq, a predicted model, not a curated record